Molecule: messenger RNA, 6275 nt
Organism: Lethenteron reissneri (Far Eastern brook lamprey)
Lineage: Eukaryota; Metazoa; Chordata; Hyperoartia; Petromyzontiformes; Petromyzontidae
Product: ras-related protein Rab-8A-like
Molecular function (GO): GTP binding; GTPase activity
Source: RefSeq, a predicted model, not a curated record
GUCACGCGCCACCCGGAAGUGGAGGCUCGCGCUGUUGGUGGGCGUGCGACAGAGAAGGCAACAUGGCCAAGAGCUACGAUUGCCUCUUCAAGCUGCUGCUCAUCGGGGACAGCGGCGUGGGCAAGACCUGCGUGCUCUUCAGGUUCUCCGAGGACGCCUUCAACUCCACGUUCAUUUCCACCAUCGGAAUUGAUUUCAAAAUCCGCACAAUAGACCUCGACGGAAAAAAGAUCAAGCUGCAGAUAUGGGACACCGCGGGCCAGGAGAGGUUUCGUACCAUCACGACGGCGUACUACAGGGGAGCAAUGGGGAUCAUGCUGGUGUACGACAUCACCAGCGAGAAGUCAUUCGAGAACAUCAAGAACUGGAUCAGAAACAUCGAGGAGCAUGCCUCGGCGGACGUCCAGAAGAUGGUUCUGGGCAACAAGUGUGACAUGAACGAUCGGCGGCAGGUGACCAAGGAACGCGGCGAGAAGUUGGCGGAGGACUACAACAUCCAGUUCAUGGAGACGAGCGCCAAGGCCAGCAUCAACGUGGAGGAGGCGUUUUUUACACUGGCCAGAGAAAUCAAAGCGAAAAUGGACAAAAAGAUGGAGGGGAACACUGCGGCGGAAAACAACUCGGUGCAGAUCACGAACGCGUCGCACUCGAAGAAGAGCAGCUUCUUCCGCUGCGCCCUGCUGUAGGCGCCGGCGACGUUGAGACGGCGCGCGGCGACGACGGCGCCGACCCCGCGACCUCCACCAUCGCCGCCCCCGCUUCGGACGCUGGGGGUGGGGGGGGCCCGCAAGCUGUGGAGAGCGUACUUUUCACGCGGCGAAAGGAAUGAGGCCUCGACGUUUUGCAGACUCUUUCUAACCCUCGGCCCCUCCCGUUUUUUUGUACGGGAAAAGAGAAAGAGCAGCGACGUAGAUUCUCGCGGGAUUUUUUUUACGCUGUUCGCUAGCAAUGCGAUUUUUAACCAAACGGGACUUUUCUAAUUUACGUGCGGGCCAUCAUCGGCUAUCGCGCGACCGCGAAUUUGUUAUUCGGACAAAAUUCGUGUUUAUAUUUAAUAGCAGCUCGUUCUUAACGCACCAAACGGCCGCCAGUUACUUACCACUCGCGAUUCCAUGGGCGCGUCUUUGGGCGCGACCGUCGUUCUGAUGAAACUGAAGCCGCGUCGAGCCGACACUAGCAGAGCGCUCUGUGCCGCUUGCGCUUAACAGUUUAAUCUCGCCUCGCUGGCACUGUCGUAACCGCUUGGCAACCGCCGAUCUCAUGCUCCCAAACGCUCGAAAACGGCCCCGGGAAUGCACGGGCGAGCGAUCGCGUCUCCUGUCCCGAUGCGCCGCGGCGCGGCUGCAUCGCCCCGCAUCGCGGUGCAGCGUUCUCCUUUAUUCCCAAAACGUUCAUUGCACGUUCCCCGAAUCUGACCACGUUGCCCCCACCGUCGCUGCCGCUCGGGAGUAAGGGAGGCGAUUUGGCAGAGUAAACGAUCGGCUCGGCUGUGCACGCGCAUCGCCCAAACAGCCACGAUAACGACCCCAACAAUAACUUUUUGCAUUAUGAAUUCGGAUUCAUAUCUAACAGAAAGAGGGCCCUUGCCUAUAAAUAUCCGGCAGUGCACCGGCCUGACUGCUGAUGAGACACUGGAUGUCAAAACCUGUUUAAGCAGUACUGCUGAGAAUAUAUCCCUCCCAGAAGGAAGGCCGUGGGAUGUGUAAGACUAAUGGGCUGUGUAGUGAAGAAAAAAAGAUGACAUUUUUACAUAUGGAGAGACCAAUAUGGGAAGUGCAUCCGCGCAUCGAACCAGGAGACGCUGCCCUUCGUGGAUUUGGGCCUCUUGCAGAGACGUGCGGCACGUGCUGCCCUUCUUGACGCCGUUGCAUAUCGGAGCGCUUUAACAACGUGAUAAGCGACUUGCAUAGCAUGUUGUCGUCUCGGCACAUUCUGAAAGGGGCACCCCAGCGGCAGCUCUGCACCAGCACCUGCCCUGCAAGCGGGUGUCAGUCCGCCAGCAGGGCGCGACGAUGGCCGCUUCGUCCGGUCCCGGUUUUGUAACAUACUCGUGCAAGGGAACCCUGCUGCUGUGUGGAGAUACUGAGCUUGCAAUUUGCUUCUUAUCGGCGGUGUCACAAGAGCAAGAUCCGUCCGCUUCCCGCACCGCCUGGCGCUGCAGAUCUCUGUGCUGAAAUCUUUAACGCAAAUGCUUUUACGAGGGUUAUGAGCAGAAUGCUGUUCUGGGAAUUAUUUUUGCGCGCCACAUCCAUCCAUCUCGCCUUAUUUUGUGCUCGCGCUGCUUGUAACACCUUUUUGUACGAUGACGAGAAUAUGGAAUAUAUCACUGUAUUCCAAUCUAGGAUGAUGAUGAUGAUGGAUAUGCGUACGUUGUACUCUAGUCAUAGUGCCUUAUGCCGAUAGUCCCUGCUCCGAGGCAGCCUCACGGCAAUCCCGAAAAUAUCGAGUGGGAGAUUUAAUCCUUGCUCCAACCGAUUUAAUUUUGAGCAUUCCGAUUCGCGUUUACAGCGCGCUCCGUUCCGGGCCGCUAGAGCCAAUGAGACUCGUUCUCGCGAGUCCUCGCCAUCAACGUCUCUCUCUCUCCCGUCGCGAUGGCGGGAGAGAUUGUCGAAGGAGACAUUACGGCGUCCCAGCACAAAGCUGGGUUCAGUUCGUCAUUACGGACACGGCGACAUCGUUCGCUGAAGUCGUUGUGACAACGAACUUCACUGAACACGGAGGCUUUCGUAGCCAAUGUUACGAUUCACAGUUGAUUUAUUUGGUUUAGGCCACGUAAUGACCGGGUCAUUUGUGCUGAUAAGAUCCCUCUGCCAUCUGACACAGCCAAACAUUGAAUUGAUACGUGGUGCACAAGCGCUUCAGGACACACCGGUUGUUAUCGUUUCACUCGCUCACCUGUUAAUUUUAAGAACAAUUCUCACUUUGCUAAAUAUUGUUGUACACAUGACCAUUUAAUCCAGUUUUGGCCAUGUCCAGUCGUGUAGGGGCCUUAACGACACAUUUGGCCAGAUAGCUACAUGGCCUGAUCCUACUUGAAUGGGUUGGGGGGGGGGGGGGUGAAUUGGUGAACGCGGAAGAAACAAGAGCGUGGUGGUGGGUCGCGAGGACCAGAGUUUAGGAAACCGUGGUUUUAAAUGUUGGCAGCGCAUACGUCGUUAGGAUAAUGAAAUGCUGUCUCCCCUCCCCCCAUAACCCUGUGUUGUUUACUUGGGUGUAGGUUUGCUGUACUGUGUUAUGGGAACGUGAAUAGUCUGAUUCACAUGAAUGACAUGCAAAUACGAAUUGUAUUAUUGUUACGCUUGUUUACCCCGGGAAAGCCUCACCGAGUCUCAGACUCUUUCAGGAGGGUCCUGCCAAGUUUCUUCCUGUAGGGGGCAACAUUUUGCUGUAUUUUUCCCCAAUAAGUAAAUUUGCGCUGUAUUUUUAUAAUUAGGCAAAUUUUGCCCCCAUGACGCUGGUACGCAAAGGCCUACGCUUCUUCUAAUGUGACGUAACUCGAGGGGAUAUUUAACAUCCACUGUGAGUGAAGCGGACGGCACCUAGUAUUUUGCGGAUGAGAAACACCGCAGUAUUUGCCAGGGCGGCCUGCCAGGACCAAACCGUGAAGCGCCACCAUCGCUCGUGUAUUCGACGUAAACAUAAUAAUUGAACCCUCCCAAAGACAAAAUUUAAGUGCAAUUUACCUUCGUAGUUUAAACUGUUAGUGAAUUAAAAUCGUGCUCAUGACAUGGACCUUUAUCAUUGCAGUUGCCCAUCUGUUUAAUAUAUAACGCACACAAUCGUUGGGAAUGUUGAUGGGGAAUGGCCGGGCGUGGUAUAGCUUUGCGGCUUGUCUCCUGUUCGCGAGGUCAGUAUUCGCAAAGGCCCUGUAUUAACAUUCACAACCGAAAUCCAGGAUCCGGCCGGGGUGGCUCAGUGGUUGAGUGAGCGGCUCUCAAUCGGUAAGGUCAUGAGUUCAAACCCUGGUUGGCGGGGGAGGGGGGUGUGUGGGGUGGACUCACGAAUCAUCGUUAUCCCGACCUCCGGUGUCCACAUUGGUUGUCCUCUGAAGAGACUCAACCUUGCCGUAGUAAUGUGGAAUUUCCAUUGGAGGUGAGCGUCGAUGCCCGAGUGUUCAACGGAGCAGGAAACGGCUCUUGUCGCUUUUCAACUCGGAUCCAGUGGUGGAUCGUGCCCCUAUGAUUCUCAUACCUGUCAACCCCUUGUCAGUGCCCUACCUUAUUACAGACCAACUCGGACCUUAUUGGUCACCCUGUGCCCUUAUAAAUCUCAACGUUCAUCCCACAAAGUCCCAUCACAAGAGAGAAACACAAAAAUACACUUUUUUGUUUGCUAAAGUUCCCUGUGCAAGGAUACGGGUAACCCGUAUGGGUUGACGGUUAUGGAUUAUGUUCACUCAAUGUUAGAAUUGGUCUAGCGCGGGAGGAGUCUGCAACCAAAAUAACCAGAAGCGCCUUUUCUCUUUUCGAAUUCCUGUAAUAAACCCAAUAUUUCAAGAGGCCCGCAAUGCGCUGUGGUGAAUACGAGACGGGGUGGGUCCUUUACAAAUAACGCAGCGGUCCUUAAGAGCUGCAGGUUUGCGAUCCCUUUGCUCUACCACGGCGCGUUGGUUCGUUUAUAAAUCCGUAAGCCCGCCAGGAUCCCAGCAGUAUUGACGAGUCUGCAAUCGAUACGAGCGACACUUUAAUUUUCGUGUUUUUUAAAAUAUACCCAGCGGCAGGAGGACAUCCUACGUACUGCGGUAAUUUAGCAACGAGAAUUUAAAUGUGAAAUUUUGGGCCAAUGCAAGCAAAGGUGGGAUUUUCGUCAUUAAAAAAAGGCCGCAACAACGUAAGAGUAUGUAACAAAAAUAUACAUUUGAUUCGUUCCACGCGUGGCUGUCGCUCACGCCGUGCGCGCCUGACAUGCACGCACGUGUCACAGCGUUGGUCUCCGUCGUCUUGUUGUUGUUGUUGGCGGUGUCGGUGGCAGUGGUAUGGGGGGAGCGGUAGUGUAGCGGUUAGCGCUCUGCGCUACGAACCCGGCGACCCGAGGUUCGAUUCCCGCUCAGGGCCGGCACCGGUGACGAUUAUAUCCGAGACGGUCCUGGACCUCCCCCCUAGGUCGACUGAGCCUGAAGUUAGUACGUGGUUGCGAUGUGUAGACAUCGUCGCUGGGGAGACAAAGGCGGCCGAGCGUGGUUCGGGCCACCCACCCCUCAACAGCACACAUCGGUCGCACAAGUCUUCAGCUCGUGCAUUUCGCUUAAUGUUACAAUACGGUGCAGAGCUCGGCCCCCCCCCCCCGUAGGAACCGACUUGGGCGCCGGAUGCAUGGUUUCCGGUUGUGAAUGUUUAAAAAAAAUCAUUCAUAUCGAGGCGAUGUGCGGGUCCGAUACAUCGCGUCGUGACGCACGAGUGCAAGGUGCCGUCAACGUGAGCCGAGCCGGUGAUGAAAAACAAGGGGGGUGGAAAGAUGGGGAACGGCCUCGCUGCCCCAAACCAUGCAGGGUCCCACCGAAAGGGGAAAUGGUGAUUUAGUUUUUUUUUAAGGGGGAAGGGAUGAUAAGGAGAGAGGGGUAGAACUGAAACAGCUGACGUCAAGAAAAUAAAAACAAAAGAGGCGGCCAAAACGACAAUUUUUUCUCUCCACCCCUCCGAAUCCGGCUGCCGUCAAAUCUGCGGGGGUUCUGCCCCUUAUCCUCGUUCCCUGUCUCCCGGUUAAUGUUGGUACAGGGCAUGAAAAAUAAGAACUAGUUUUACCCUUUCUGGCACUAAAACAGGUGGUAAGGUGUUCAAACACUAAAUAGAUACCCUUUGCAAAGAUUAAAUAAAGUCUGCAUUAACCACACGUGCAUGUGGUGAACAUGCAAACAGACAUGCUGUUAACAUGUGCAUUUUCUUUUAAGUCUCACCAGUGUUAAACAUGCAUACGUUUUCAUCAGAGCAUGUUUUUUGACAUGUUCACUACAAGUACGUGUGGUUAAUGCAGACUUCAUUCAUUGCAAAGAGUAUCUAUUUUGUUUGAACAUCUUAAGACCUGUUUUAUUGCCAGCAAGGGUUAAACAUAUUAUUUGUAAUACUUUUGAUACUGGCAAAAAGGUUCCAUGAUAUUGAUACAGGGCAUCUGCAAAUACUCUGACCUACGCGAACAAGAGGCGAGCUGCAUCGUGAUACCACACCUCGCCAUGGUACUUGACGCUGCGAGCGAGGGCUGUUCAGUUGCGCCGUUAAUUCGCGACGAUUCGUCCACGAUGCUGUUCAUAAGAAACCCCCCAUAAACGCAAUGCAUUUAGA